Triticum aestivum (bread wheat) is the source of this 1412-nucleotide messenger RNA. RefSeq lists its product as uncharacterized. The transcript has 7 exons. The record is from RefSeq and is a predicted model, not a curated record. Lineage: Eukaryota; Viridiplantae; Streptophyta; Magnoliopsida; Poales; Poaceae. The coding region runs from base 263 to 1237 and encodes 324 amino acids. Gene Ontology annotation, molecular function: protein binding.
CAACCUUGCUGAAUGGCAUCCGAGUCCUUUAACAAGCGAGAACAGAGGUGGGGAGGAAAACGGAGCGACGGGCGGAGAGAGAGGAGAGAAAAGUGAGGGGCAAGUGUUGUUCCUCUUUGUGACUUGUGGACUGUGGAGCAUGGAGAGGCGACCAUCCCCUUCUCCUUGGAUUAAAACCCCACUCCCCUCUCACCUCCGGCUCCGGGACCCCGACGAAUGCGGAGGAAGCCAUUAGGAGGAGAGAAGAGGAAGGGGCAGAUCUAUGGGCAACUGCAAGAGUUCAUCUCGUGCACUCCUAGGAAAGGCCCAUGUUGUUCCGGAUCCAGAAUGGAGGAUUCGGGACUUCGGAAAGACCCACGUUCCAGAUUUCGAAUGGAGGAUUGAUGACUUCUCAUCACUGCUUAAGACUGGAGCUAAGAGAGCAACAUCUGGCCCUUUUCACUGCUCUGGUUAUAACUGGGACCUGCAAGUGAGUCUAAUGCAUAAAGAAGCUCGUUCUGUAACUCCAUAUGUUGCUCUUCGUCUUGUGCCAUCCAAACUAAGCUUGAUGCCAGUUCACACAGUGCAUGCGACGUUUGAAUUGUCAAUAUACAACCAUUCAAAAGGAAUGUACUAUGGAUGCAAAGCUAGCUCCAACUUUGAUUUCAAGAAUUUCUACUCGAAGGAGCAUUGCUUGAUUCCUCUUAAGAAGCUACUGAAAUCAUCUGCUUUUCUAGUUGAUGAUAGUUGUGUCUUUGCUGUGGAGAUAUUAAAAAUUGAUGCCUGCUCUCCUGAAAAGAAGGUUGUUGUGGUUCAGAAGAAGGCUACCACAGUUCAGAACCUCUUUGUCCAGAAGAAGGGGUUCGUCAAAGGGACAUACACUUGUAACAUGAACAAUUUCCUUGAAUUGGACUUGGAUCACUGUGUCCGUUCUCCUACAUUUGAAGUUGGCGGGCAUAAAUGCAUGUACCCGCGUGGUGACUUGUACAGCACUGAUUGCCUCAGCUUGUACUUAUUCCUGGAUGCCUUGGAUGAGCUCCAUCUCGAGUCUAGGAAGGUGGCUGUAAUGACUCUGUCCAUCCUGAACCAAAAGAAUGGGAAACACUUGACUAAAACUUCAGGUCUCUUCGUAUGUGAUGGCGGAUGGGGUUGGCCUAACUUUCUUGGACUCAAGAAACUCAAGAAAGGCUAUGUUGUAGGGUCGAGCUGCAUUGUGAAGGCAGAUCUCACUAUCGUUGGUUUAUCCAAUGAUGGCUAGAUUUUUACCUCAUGCCGAUGGAGAGAUAAAGCCCUUUCAUCCUCCUAGCAAGACUUAUAUAUGAGAUAAUGUUGUGGUAGCAGCACUAAAAAUUUGUGGGUUGAUUAGUAGUAAUGAGCUGGAUUUGAGAAGGGAGGUGACUUUACGCAUAUAUUUCUAGGGCCAUUUGCAUUUC